GCAGCUUAGGCUCGGAUUUCGGAGAGGAGGCGGCGGCUGCAGGUGCCUGACCGGCGGCUCAGCAGCGGGUAGUUUCAGAUCCGAGACCGAGAUCCCGGACGGCUCCUGUUCAGGCACCCUUCUCUCUCUCAGUUUCUUCAUCUCGGAGACUUCGUCUUGAAGGGUCAGCAACCUCGAAUCUGACAGACGUGAUUUUCAGCUUUGGAUAAACAGUAGGUUUUCCGGCUCCGAGCUCGCUUACCCCACCAAGGAAAGGAUCCGCAAGGGCCAUGUUGCCGGAAGUCCUGUUGGUGUCUGCUCCGGGGAAAGUCAUCCUUCAUGGAGAACAUGCCGUAGUCCAUGGCAAGGUGGCACUGGCUGUGGCCUUGAACUUGAGAACGUUCCUCAGGCUUCAGCUCCACAGCCAUGGAAAAGUGAACCUCAACUUACCAAAUAUUGGCAUCAGGCGCACCUGGGAUGUGACCAGCCUUCAGCAACUGGACACAAGCUUUCUGGAACAAGGUGAUGUCACAGUGCCCACCCCGGAGCAAAUGGAGAAGCUGAAGGAGGUAGCAGGCUUGACCAAGGACUGUGCCAACCAUGAACUCCUGGCUGUGUUGGCCUUCGUUUACCUGUACCUGUCCAUCUGCCGGAAGCAGAGGACUUUGCCCAGCCUGGACAUCACUGUGUGGUCGGAGCUGCCUGCUGGGGCUGGCUUGGGCUCCAGUGGCGCCUACUCGGUGUGCUUGGCUGCCGCCCUUCUGACCGCGUGUGGGGUGAUUGCAAACCCCCUGAAGGACGGGGAGCCAGUCAGCAGGUGGACCUCAGAGGAUCUGGAAUUAAUUAACAAGUGGGCCUUCCAUGGGGAGAAGGUGAUCCACGGAAACCCCUCUGGAGUGGACAAUGCAGUCAGCACCUGGGGAGGAGCCCUCCGCUACCAGGAAGGAAGGAUCACACCCUUAAAGAGCGCUCCCAAGGUGGGUCGGAUGACUCAGUGGAGUGUGAGCCCAAAAGACAGUUCAACACAAGGCCGUUGGACUGUGCUGUGGGCGGGGAGCGGCAUAGAAAGCUCCGAGGGCAGGCCGCCGGCCCUGAAGAUCUUGCUGACCAACACCAAGGUCCCGCGCAGCACCAAGGCGCUCGUGAGCAGCGUCAGGAGCAGGCUGCUCAAGUUCCCAGAGAUCGUGACCCCCCUCCUCGCCUCCAUGAGUGCCAUUUCCCUGGAGUGUGAACGCGUGCUGGGAGAGAUGGCGGCGGCCCCUGCCCUGGAGCACUACCUCGUGCUGGAAGAGCUCAUCGACAUGAACCAGCACCACCUGAAUGCCCUGGGUGUGGGCCAUGCCUCACUGGACCGGCUGUGCCAGGUGACCAGAGCCCAUGGGCUGCACAGCAAGCUCACCGGUGGCGGCGGCGGCGGCUGCGGCAUCACACUCCUCAGGACAGAUCUGGAGCAGCCCCAGGUGGAGGCCGCAAAGCAGGCACUGGAAAACUGUGGCUUUGACUGCUGGGAAACCAGCAUCGGCGCCCUUGGCGUCUCUGUCCACUCAGCCACCUCCCUGGACGCGCCUGUCCAGCAGGCCCUGGACAGCCUCUGACAGGAGCCCACACUGCUGCAGCCCUAACAAGAAGCCGCUUCGUGGAUUAUUCUGUACUGGCCAGUGGGCACCUGCCACUGACAAGGGCCCCCAUCCUUGUGACACCCCAACAUCUGCAGUGGGCUGGGCUGCCCAGAAGACACGGUCUGGGCAUUUUCUUGAGCCAGCAGCAGUGGGACCGGAAGCUCCCACACACCCAUCUACUUAGGCCUCUGCCUUUACCUUUGAACUCACUGGCCUACGUGGUUGGACGCUUGGAUGUGGGGAUCUGGUUUCUGGAGCAGGGUGCCCUUCUUCCUUCCCUGCCUCUGCACAUGCACCUGCCCUCGGGGCCAGGCCCCUCCCUCCUCCUCCAGGAAGCCUUCCCUGGUCCUGCAGGCUGACCCCCACCCCAUCUCCCUCCAUCCACUUCAUUCUGCUGGCACCACAGCGCACUUUAGGCCCCUUGUUCUUUCCCCUGACUCAACUGGCCCCUGAGGCCGUGUCCAGGUCGUGGUCGUGGCCCUCAUCCUCCCUCACAAGGCUGACUGAAGUCAGGGUCGGUCUGUGCUUCCUCCGAAUCUGUAUCUGCGAGGUCUGCAGAAUAGAUGGCAAAGGGGGAAUAAAAAGAUGGACACUGUG
Messenger RNA from Condylura cristata (star-nosed mole), 2195 nucleotides. It is a transcript of the gene MVK, whose product is annotated as mevalonate kinase. The coding region runs from base 270 to 1574 and encodes 434 amino acids. Gene Ontology annotation, molecular function: ATP binding; mevalonate kinase activity. Gene Ontology annotation, biological process: cholesterol biosynthetic process; isoprenoid biosynthetic process. Lineage: Eukaryota; Metazoa; Chordata; Mammalia; Eulipotyphla; Talpidae. Gene Ontology annotation, cellular component: cytoplasm. The transcript has 12 exons. The record is from RefSeq and is a predicted model, not a curated record.